Molecule: messenger RNA, 1023 nt
Organism: Aspergillus melleus
Lineage: Eukaryota; Fungi; Ascomycota; Eurotiomycetes; Eurotiales; Aspergillaceae
Exons: 1
Coding region: 1-1023 (340 amino acids)
Biological process (GO): L-valine biosynthetic process
Cellular component (GO): acetolactate synthase complex; mitochondrion
Molecular function (GO): thiamine pyrophosphate binding; flavin adenine dinucleotide binding; magnesium ion binding
Source: RefSeq, a predicted model, not a curated record
AUGCCUGCUGUGCCGGCUUCAAGUACAUUUUAUGGCGGCUCCGCCGGCAAACUCGCUCUACUUGAUGGUCCUAAACCAGAUCUCGUGCUGCUCCUGGGUGCAAGAACUGGGAUGUUUCUCGGAUUGCGCAGCGGCGCCAUCAUUCCUGGGGAAAACUGCAAACUGGUGCAAGUCGACGUGGACGGCGGCGAAAUAGGCAGGACGCUCCCUGUUGAUCUGGGUGUUGUUUCUGACGUAGGCCAAUUCCUGGCCGCGCUUAACGCCAAUUUCGACUUCUUGUCCUCCAAUAUUGAUUCAGAUUGGAUCCAAAAAACACUAUCCCUGAAGAGUUUGCCAUCUCCCUUUGAAACUGAGCCCCAGGUACAGCCUUCCGGGCGGCUCCACCCGUACCACGCCCUUAAGCAUGUGUUCUCGUCCAUCGAGCAAGAUAGCAUCGUCAUUCUGGACGGCGGCGAGGCUUCCGGGUGGGCCAGCGAUGUGGUCCAUCUCUGUGCACCUAGCGCUGUUUUGACUUCGACAGGAAACCUCGGAUUCCUAGGGAACGGAUUCGGGUACGCCCUAGGAGCCGCCAUCGCAGUGCCUCAUCGCAGAAUCGUCAUGAUACACGGUGACGGCUCAGCCGGGUUUCAUUUCAUGGAACUCGAUACUUUCAAGCGCAUGAAUCUGAAUAUAUUGACAGUGGUGGUCAACAACUACUGCUGGGGCAUGAGCUCGAACGGCCAGCAGCUGGUAUAUGGCAGCAAGAACCCAGCCCGACCUGUUAGCUCGUUGAGCCCCGUGGCGGAGUAUGACCUUGUUGCGAAGGCUUUGGGAAAUGCCAGUGCCAAGCUGGAGAAGAUUGAUGAUAUUGCGGAGACGGUGAAGAGACUACAGAAGGAGGAGGGCCCUAGCUGCGUGAAUCUGAUCGUGGAUGAUAAGCCGAUUCAUCCGAUGACGACGGCGAUGGUCGGACAGACGGAUGAUCCGGGGAUGGUAGUGGUGCCUUACUAUGAUAAUGUUCCGAGGGCGCACUAUAAGCUUUGA